GUGGACGCAACCACUGGACUGCUUUUGCAGUCUACAAAAAGCUUUCGCGAAGAAGAACGAAGACAAAGCACACGGCUGUCUCUAGUGAUUCUCCAAUCGAAACUCCUCGUACUCUUUUGCCAUAAUACAACAUACUGAGGUUUUCUUGGAAACCUCAAGACUCGAAUGGAUUAUUCUCAAAAUCAAUCUCAAUCUCAUGGCCACAUAGUUAUGCUACCUUUCAUGGCACAUGGCCAUCUCAUCCCCUUCCUCGCCCUAGCCCGCCGCAUCCGCCACCUAACCCCCUUCGUCGUCACUCUUGCCACUACUCCUCUGAACCUCCGGUACCUCCGCUCCACCAUGUCCCCGGACAACGACGACUCCAGAAUCCACCUCUAUGAGCUCCCAUUCUGCAGCUCCGACCAUGGCUUGCCCCCCGACACCGAGAACACCGAGAACUUGCCACCUGAUCGGAUUCCGGCGCUUUGCCAUUCAUCUGUGUCCCUCACUGCUCCUGUAGAGCGCCUCAUCUCCGACAUAACCACCGAAGAUGGCCGGCCACCUCUUUGCGUGAUCUCGGACGUGUUCUUCGGGUGGUCCGUGGACGCCGUCAGGAGGCUUGGGACGAAGAGCAUCACCUUCACCGCAGGCGGCGCAUAUGGCACUCUGGCCUACAACUCCCUCUGGCUUCACCUCCCACACCGCUCGACUGAUGUUGAGGAGUUCUCGGUGCCUGGAUUUCCCGAACGGUGUCGGUUCCACCGCUCUCAGCUCCACCGGUUCAUUCGAGAGGCAGACCCUACGGAUGAGUGGUCCAAGUUCUUCCAGGUUCAGCUAAAGCUCUCUUUGGCCUCAGAUGGUUGGUUUUGCAAUUCAGUUGAGGAAAUUGAGCCUCUUGGGUUUGAUCUCUUGAGGAAGUACUUGAAGCUCCCUGUUUGGGCCAUUGGUCCUUUAGUCCCUUCUCACAUGCUUCAAAACUCAUCACCGGUCUCCCCCAAAUCAAGAAUAAAUUCCCUCCAAAAGCAUACAGGAAAAGUUCCUGGAGUGUCCCUAGAGAAAUGCCUGGACUUCCUCAAUUCACAUAGGCCAAACUCUGUUUUGUACAUUUCCUUUGGUUCACAAAACACUAUAAGUCCUAGCCGGAUGAUGCAACUAGCCAUUGGAUUGGAAUCCAGUGGAAAGCCUUUCAUUUGGGUCAUUAGGCCGCCGCUUGGUUUCAACAUUAAAGGUGAGUUCCGAUCCGAGUGGUUGCCGCCGGGAUUCAAAGACCGAGUGACCAGGAGCAAGCAGGGAUUGCUAGUGUGGAAUUGGGCACCUCAACUGGAUAUCCUCUCGCACGACUCAACAGGGGCAUUCCUAAGCCACUGCGGGUGGAACUCGGUCAUGGAGAGCUUGAGCCAAGGGGUACCCAUCCUAGGGUGGCCAAUGGCGGCCGAGCAGGCGUACAACGCCAAGAUGAUGGUCGAGGAGAUGGGGUUGUGUGUGGAGCUUACGCGCGGGGUCGAGAGCCAGAUCGAUGCCGAGGAAGUGAAGCGGAUGAUAGAAUUGGUGAUGGAAGAGGAGGGAAAAGGAGGGGAGAUGAGGAAGAGGGCUAAUGCAGUGAUGGGACAGAUGAGGGAAGCGGUGAAAGAAGGGGGUGAUGAUGAGAAGGGGUCUAGUGUCAAGGCCAUGGAUGAAUUCGUGAGGACCAUUUUGGGUGACUCCAUGAACGGUUCAUCCUCAUCCCCCUGAGUCGAUCAUCGCUAAAAAAGAAUCGUCAAAUCUUGAGAUAAAGCCACAAAUUCCAGUCACUUGGCACAUGUUAACCACUUGGAUAGAUUCCACGGGUCACAGUCAUGUCCUCAAGCGAUAAACAGAAGAAUUGGGAUUAUGCUCCUUGUUCUUGAGUACACUGCUUUUUAUUCAGGUACAAUGUAGCUUUCUAUACUUAAUGUGUUUGACAAUAUUUACGAAAUUUUGAGAUGUGACAAUUUCAAUA
Eucalyptus grandis is the source of this 1957-nucleotide messenger RNA. Its product is annotated as UDP-glycosyltransferase 92A1. The record is from RefSeq and is a predicted model, not a curated record. NCBI's taxonomy places the organism in Eukaryota, Viridiplantae, Streptophyta, Magnoliopsida, Myrtales, Myrtaceae. Gene Ontology annotation, molecular function: UDP-glycosyltransferase activity. The coding region runs from base 166 to 1710 and encodes 514 amino acids. The transcript has a single exon.